AUGAUAAAAAUGGAAGAAUUUUCGAGGACAGAAGAAAGCUUUGAUGUCAUGAAGUAACAUGAUUGUUGUUCCUUCAUACUCUCCUUUAUUUUCAUUUUAUCAGUAAAGACACUUUCUAUCCUGUUUUGUUUUAUACUUUCUCUGGUACUUUCAAGGUCUUACUAUGGAUGUGAUUUUACAGUGUGCAUUUGGAAUGAAAGCAGAUGCACAGAACAACCCAGAUGACCCAGCCAUAACUGCUGCAAAAAGAUCAAUUAAUGGAAGUGCUUUGCAUAGAGCUAUCCUUGCUGCUCUCUCUUUAAUUCCUUUUGGAGAUAAAAUAGGUAGAGUUUUCCCAAGCCUGCUAACUCGUGACAUGAAAGACUUGAUGGACAUUGCACGACAAAUUGUUUCCAUGAAGAAUCAAACAGGAAGUUCCACACCUAGGAAGGUAUCCAUAACUCUUCAUCAGUAGGAAGUCUAAAAUGUAUGCAAUUCCACAAUAAUUUUGGUUAUUCGGCUCCGCUAUAAUAGGGGGCAAAGAAGGUGCUUAUUUCAUUAUUUCUGUUUACUUUGCUAGUUUCCACUGUUAAUUUAUCAUUUCAAGUGAACAAACCCUUAAACAUUAAAUACCAAAACUGGAGUGUGUCAUCAAUGAUGUACUCAUUUAUGGUAAUCCUAACAAUAAACUUCAAUAUGCAUCAUUAUCCUUGAGCACCAUGGUAAAAGGCCCGGGGGGCGGGGGGACUCUGCAUAUGAAAGGGAUGAGGAUGCUUGUCGGAAAUUUUGGAGUAAACCCCUAAAGGAGACCGAUCUGGGUAUGGCCCAAGCUUUUUUUGACCUCUAAAAGAGACCAUGUUAAAACACAGACGAUACAUAUAUUUUUAUAUUUUUUCACAAGCAACCCUAAAUGAGACCUUCACGGCUAAAUAUGAUGGCGUUUUGCUCGGAGUCUCCCCCCCCCUGGGGUUAAAGGGUUGUAUAGAGUAUCACAUAUUCUAAGUAUUGUAAUUUGUUCUUUCUUUGUCGAAAAUGGGAGAAUUUAUUAGACAAGGGCAGGAGCCCAUAACCCAAUGUGUGCAACUUCUGUGUACUAGUGUUGUGGCGUUUAUUUUUAGAACGAUUUUUGCACAAAGUUAGAAAUUAUAUCUUUAAGCCCCUCAGUUAGCAAAAUCUACAGACCUGAAAGGUUUCAUUUAUUUUUUCUUUUCUAUAUCUAAAACUUCAAAUGCUAUUUAAGAUAGAUUGGCACUUUCAUUUUGACUAUUAUUGCUCUAAAAUGUAUCUAUAAAGAAUAAACUGGGCUGUGAAAACAAUGUGACGGUCCUAGUAUGGGAGUUGCUGUAUCCAGGUUAUUGGCUCCUGACAGGUGUUGCUUAUUUUUAUAGAUUUUAGACAUGAGGUGCACUGUUUUUGUAUAGAGAUGGUAUGUCUAAGUCUGUUAGAGUUUUGGAGCUGGAAUCAUCCCAGUCAUGCAAAUCAUGCAUUUCAUUAUGCCUUGAAAGUCCUGGAGUCAUGAGGCAAAGUAUCGGAAUUCCAUUUUAUUGUGAAUAAAAAAAAUAUAUCAUGAAGUUGAAGACAAUUAAGGUGUAAAUAGUUGUUGCCUUUAUUGUUGUAGGACUUAUUGGAUGUCAUGUUACUGGCAGCUGCACAGGACCCAACCAUGCUGGAUUCCAAAACAAUGACUGUUGAUGAGGUUUUGGCACGGAGUGUGAUAUUUCUGAUUGCUGGCUAUGAAACAAGCAGUACUACACUGGGAUUUGUCUGUUAUAGCCUGGCCACCAAUGCUGACAUACAGGAAAAACUACAGAAGGAGAUUGACAGCGUUUGGGAUGAUGAAAGCAAGAUGCCUUCUUAUGAGACAGUAAAUGAGCUACCAUAUUUGGGCAUGGUUAUAUCUGAGACACUCAGGCUUUAUCCUGCUGGUGAGGGGGUAGUAUUUGUUUACUGUCGGGGGGGGGGAGGGGACCAUUUCAAUAUUUUGGCGUAAGGAUCGUAGGACACCUAUUGCAAGAUUAAGGAGACUCUGCUGAUUAGCCUGGAUUUACAACCUUUGCUAAGUAAAAAUGUCAGCAGGGAAAAACUUUACCUUUUUUAAUUUGCAUACUUUCUCUUUUAUGCAAAUUUUCUACUAUAUGUUUUUUUUUGUUUGUCUUUAAUUAGUUAUUUACUCUACCUUUAAAUUUCUGUUGUUGUUUAACGGUUUGUUACUUCUGAAGAUGUGUGUUUGCUGAAAUGUGUUUAUAUUUCAUUAUGUGUAUCACAGUAGUUUGCUUUUUGUUUCUUCUUAAGCUAAGAUGGCCAAAAACAAAAGUAUCUACGUUCUUGAACUCAGUUCAGGUAAAACUUAACUUUUAAAAUUGAAGCUCUUCCUCUCAUUUUUUUUUUUCUUUAAAGCUCCAUUUAGCAUUCGUACUUGCAAGGAAGACUGCAUUUUGAAAAAUCUGAAAGUACCACAGGGUAUAUCUGUGACUGUCCCAACCUACAGUAUACACAGGGACCCCAAGCUCUGGCCUAACCCUGAAAGGUUCGACCCGGAAAGGUUUUCCCCUGAAGCCAAACAGUCACGUGACACAUACGCCUAUAUGCCAUUUGGCCAUGGCCCCCGCAACUGUAUUGGAAUGAGGUUUGCUCAGAUGGGGAUGAAAUUGGUGCUGGUUCGCAUCUUAAAGAAAUACAGCUUCCUUGUUUCCAAGGAUACCAAGAUCCCGCCUGAAGUCACCCUGAGAAUUGCCUUAACUGCAAAGGAAAUCAAACUGCUGAUUAAAUUGCGUCAGUAA
Messenger RNA from Porites evermanni, 2759 nucleotides. NCBI's taxonomy places the organism in Eukaryota, Metazoa, Cnidaria, Anthozoa, Scleractinia, Poritidae. The record is from the annotation of a GenBank genome assembly.